GUUUUUCUGCAGGAAUGUGUGUGAUUUGCGGGUCUGCACCGGGGAGGGCGACGGGAAGUGAGGCCGCCUCCCCUUCAGUAUAAAACCUCCCAGUCCACCCCGACUCUUCCUCUUUCUGUUACCUGGCUAGGGGCAGCAGUUUUGGCCGUGAAAACCCAGAAACACCGAAACUAAAACAAUGGGAAAGGAAAAGAUCCACAUCAACAUCGUGGUCAUUGGCCAUGUCGACUCCGGCAAGUCCACGUCCACCGGCCACCUGAUCUACAAGUGCGGAGGCAUCGACAAGAGGACCAUCGAGAAGUUCGAGAAGGAAGCCGCCGAGAUGGGCAAGGGCUCCUUCAAGUACGCCUGGGUGCUGGACAAACUGAAGGCCGAGCGUGAGCGUGGUAUCACCAUUGACAUCGCUCUGUGGAAGUUUGAGACCAGCAGGUACUACGUGACCAUCAUUGAUGCCCCUGGACACAGAGACUUCAUCAAGAACAUGAUCACUGGUACCUCCCAGGCUGACUGCGCUGUGCUGAUCGUUGCUGCUGGUGUUGGUGAGUUCGAGGCUGGUAUCUCUAAGAACGGACAGACCCGCGAGCACGCCCUGCUGGCCUUCACCCUCGGAGUGAAGCAGCUCAUCGUUGGAGUCAACAAGAUGGACUCCACUGAGCCCCCUUACAGCCAGGCCCGCUUCGAGGAAAUCACCAAGGAAGUGAGCACCUACAUCAAGAAGAUCGGCUACAACCCCGCCACCGUUGCCUUUGUACCCAUCUCUGGAUGGCACGGAGACAACAUGCUGGAGGGCAGUGAAAAGAUGGGCUGGUUCAAGGGAUGGAAGGUUGAGCGCAAGGAGGGCAAUGCCAGUGGAACCACACUGCUGGAGGCUCUUGAUGCCAUCCUGCCACCUGCCCGCCCCACCGACAAGCCCCUCCGUCUGCCCCUGCAGGACGUCUACAAAAUCGGCGGUAUUGGAACUGUACCCGUCGGUCGUGUGGAGACCGGUGUCCUGAAGCCCGGCAUGGUCGUCACCUUCGCUCCCCCCUGCCUGACCACUGAGGUCAAGUCUGUGGAGAUGCACCACGAGUCUCUGCCCGAGGCUGUCCCCGGCGACAACGUUGGCUUCAACAUCAAGAACGUGUCCGUCAAGGAAAUCCGUCGUGGAUACGUUGCUGGCGACAGCAAGAACGACCCACCCAAGGGAGCAGACAACUUCAACGCCCAGGUCAUCAUCCUGAACCACCCUGGCCAGAUCAACGCAGGUUACGCCCCUGUGCUGGAUUGCCACACAGCCCACAUCGCCUGCAAGUUCAGCGAGCUGAUCGAGAAGAUCGACCGUCGUUCUGGCAAGAAGCUUGAGGACAGCCCCAAGUUCGUCAAGUCCGGAGACGCCGCCAUCGUCAAGCUGAUCCCACAGAAGCCCAUGGUUGUGGAGCCCUUCUCCAGCUACCCUCCCCUCGGUCGCUUCGCUGUGCGUGACAUGAGGCAGACGGUGGCUGUCGGUGUCAUCAAGGCUGUGGAGACCAAGGAAGUAUCCGGAAAGACAACCAAGGCUGCAGAGAAGGCCCAGAAGAAGAAAUGAAUGGUCGUGCAGGACAUCCAGCAACAAGAUGUGUGCCGGCAGCAGCGGGCCACCCCUUACCCCCUUCAUCCCCCUUCUGGAUCAUCUUCUUUGAGGCAAAGUUCUCUACUCAAGGACUGGCUUAUGCUGAUUAAAACCCAUCGCAAAAGUUUUCGCAGGAAAAAAGAACUACGUGGUAUUGUCACUUACCUGAAUCACAUGACAGUGCUUCUUCUCAGUUAAGUUUUAAGUUGGAAAUGGUUUAGAACUGUAUCUUGAUGUUAAAAAUGCCACAAAUUUAAUUGGAAAGAAAGCUGCUGGUAACUAAUAAAAUAAAUGUCUUUGAAAAAAUUGA
This is a messenger RNA of Dicentrarchus labrax (European seabass), 1898 nucleotides long. RefSeq names its product elongation factor 1-alpha. Gene Ontology annotation, biological process: translation; translational elongation. Bases 179 to 1564 code for a protein of 461 amino acids. The record is from RefSeq and is a predicted model, not a curated record. Gene Ontology annotation, molecular function: translation elongation factor activity; GTPase activity; GTP binding. NCBI's taxonomy places the organism in Eukaryota, Metazoa, Chordata, Actinopteri, Moronidae. The transcript is spliced from 8 exons.